CCCUCUCCUCAUACGCUCUCGCAAGCUUCUUUUAGAACAUUUCACGCUUACUAGACUUCUAAAUCAUUUGAAACGUUUCUCAUCUCAAGCACCAUGACUAGACCACAACAGCGAUAUCGUGGCGUCCGUCAAAGGCACUGGGGUUCUUGGGUUUCAGAAAUUCGCCACCCUCUCCUGAAGACUAGAAUAUGGUUAGGCACAUUCGAAACGGCCGAGGACGCGGCACGGGCAUACGACGAGGCAGCAAGGCUAAUGUGCGGGCCAAAAGCACGUACAAAUUUCCCUCACAACCCCAACGAACCCCAAUCAUCAUCAUCAAAGCUUCUCUCAGCUACCUUGGCAGCCAAGCUACAUAAAUGUCACAUGACUUCUCUACAAGCAACCAAGAAAAAUGUAACAAAACAAUCACAUGAUGCACAAUGCACCAGUUUUGGCACUAGCCAUGGCAUUGUCGGGAAAACUGUCGAAAACGGCUCGAAAUGGCAAGAGGAGAAUUGGGUUGUGGGGGGGAGUCAAGCGGGGAACGAUGACCAUCAAGAACAUUUUAAGUCACUUGAAGAUCACCAUAUAGAGCAAAUGAUAGAGGAGUUGCUAGAUAGAGGAUCCAUGGAGUUCUGUUAUGUAGAUUCAACAUGAGAGUCCUGCUGAAAUUAAAGGAACAUCAAAAUGCAGCAGCAGCAGUUUCUAUUUGCUAAUUCUACUUAAUUAAUCACCUUCUUGAUUAUUUUUCACAAUCUAAUCAUAUACAUAAUCUAAAGUAGUGUGAGUGGAAAUGAAUAUCAUCCAUCCACGUUGUCUAUGAUCCAAGGCAUAAGCUCAUUAUGCCAUAUGUGCACAGCACAGCAAAAGAGGAAAGAAAGAUACUGCACACAUGAUGACAUGAAUACUUGGCAUCAUAUGAAAGAUAUCGAUUCCUUCUCUCUUCCC
This is a messenger RNA of Populus euphratica (Euphrates poplar), 927 nucleotides long. RefSeq names its product ethylene-responsive transcription factor ERF003-like. Gene Ontology annotation, biological process: regulation of DNA-templated transcription. The transcript is spliced from 2 exons. NCBI's taxonomy places the organism in Eukaryota, Viridiplantae, Streptophyta, Magnoliopsida, Malpighiales, Salicaceae. The coding region runs from base 94 to 636 and encodes 180 amino acids. The record is from RefSeq and is a predicted model, not a curated record. Gene Ontology annotation, molecular function: DNA-binding transcription factor activity; DNA binding.